AUGGGCAGGGAGGACAUUGUCCGGGAGGAGCUGGGCACCCUCCAGGGCAUCCCCCUCUACAAGUGGUUCAUCGAGGGUUGGCCGCAAGUGGAGGCUUUUCAAGCCCGGCCUGAUGACCUGCUCAUCUGCACCUACCCCAAAUCAGGCACCACCUGGCUCAGUGAGACCUUGGACAUGAUCUACCACGACGGUGACGUGGAGAAAUGCAAGCGGGAUGCCAUCUUCAACCGGGUGCCCUUCCUGGAGAUGAACGCUCCCCAAAUGCCCAAUGGCAUCGAGCUGCUAGCCAAGAUACCUUCACCGCGCCUGGUGAAGACCCACCUCCCUGUCCAGCUGCUCCCUGUCUCCUUCUGGGACCAGGACUGCAAGGUGAUCUAUGUUGCCCGCAACCCCAAGGAUGUGGCCAUCUCCUACUACUACUUCUACCAGAUGGCAAAGAUACACCCUGAUCCUGGCACAAUGGAGGAGUUUCUGCAGAACUUCAUGGCUGGGAAAGUGGCCUAUGGGUCCUGGUAUGCCCACGUGAAAGACUGGUGGGAGAAGAGGAAGGAGAAGCGGCUCCUCUACCUCUUCUAUGAGGACAUGAAGCAGGACCCCCUGCGCGAGGUGCAGAAGAUUGCCCAGUUCCUGGGCAAGGAGGUGACAGAGGGCAUGGCGGCAAAGAUCGUCCACCACACCUCCUUCCAGGAGAUGAGGAAGAACCCCGCCGCCAACUACGAGACCCUGCCGAGCUCAGUGAUGGACCACAACCUGUCGCCCUUCAUGCGGAAAGGGAUUGCUGGGGACUGGAAAAACCACUUCACGGUGGCUCAGAACGAGUGCUUUGAUGAGCAUUACAAGGAGCAGAUGAAGGGCUCCGACCUCUGCUUCCGCAUGGAGAUAUGA
Molecule: messenger RNA, 885 nt
Organism: Rhea pennata
Lineage: Eukaryota; Metazoa; Chordata; Aves; Rheiformes; Rheidae
Product: sulfotransferase 1 family member D1-like
Exons: 7
Coding region: 1-885 (294 amino acids)
Biological process (GO): sulfation
Cellular component (GO): cytoplasm
Molecular function (GO): aryl sulfotransferase activity
Source: RefSeq, a predicted model, not a curated record